This is a messenger RNA of Pieris macdunnoughi, 1599 nucleotides long. The record is from the annotation of a GenBank genome assembly. NCBI's taxonomy places the organism in Eukaryota, Metazoa, Arthropoda, Insecta, Lepidoptera, Pieridae.
AUGGCGAACACGUUUCGCGGGGUGACGGUAUCCACCGUCAACAAUGACGGUGCUCUUACUUCGCGUUUUAAUUUCGCUACAAACGUAAACGUGGAUUAUGACCCGCAAGGGCUUAGUGUUAAAGUAAUACGUGCGGAUCCUGUAUUAGCUCAGGAAGUGCUUGAAUUUCCAGUCCACAAUCAAAGCGAGUGUUCACGGGUGGCUGGUCAAUCUUAUAUAUUUACGAUAGAUAAUGAAACGCUUUUCUUCAAGUUUGGUUCUGAAGGUGACUGUCAAAAUUUCCAUUUACUUGUUAGCAAGAUUAAAGCGGGCAGAUCGUCCUCUGUUUUCACGGUGCGAACAGAAGAUUCAUCAGCGAUGCAAUAUUUCCAGUUUUAUGGUUACUUAAGUCAGCAGCAAAACAUGAUGCAGGACUAUGUAAGAACAAGCACUUAUCAACGGGCUAUAUUGUCAAACAUAAACGAUUUCAAAAAUAAGGUAAUCCUCGAUGUAGGUGCUGGUUCAGGUAUUUUGUCUUUCUUUGCUGCCCAAGCUGGUGCCCGGAAAGUAUAUGCAGUAGAAGCUAGUAACAUGGCCCACCAUGCCCAAGCAUUAGUUCAAGCCAAUGGACUUCAUGACCGAAUUACAGUUGUAGCUGGUAAAAUUGAGGAAAUUGAACUGCCUGAAAGUGUUGAUAUAAUAAUUUCUGAACCUAUGGGUUAUAUGCUAUACAAUGAACGCAUGUUAGAAACUUAUCUUCAUGCAAAAAAAUGGUUGAAACCAAAUGGUAACAUGUAUCCUACAAGGGGAGACUUACAUAUAGCUCCAUUCACUGAUGAUGCUCUCUUUAUGGAACAAUAUAAUAAGGCCAAUUUCUGGUACCAAUCUUGUUUCCAUGGGGUUGAUUUGAGUGCCUUACGCACAGCUGCCAUGAAAGAAUAUUUCAGACAACCUAUUGUUGAUACAUUUGAUGUACGCAUUUGUAUGGCGAGAUCUGUGAGACAUGUGGUAGAUUUCUUAAAUGCUAAUGAGACUGAUUUGCAUAGAAUCGAAGUACCUUUCAGAUUUGAAUUGACACAGUCAGGAACUUGCCAUGGAUUAGCAUUUUGGUUUGAUGUUCUAUUUGCAGGUAGCACACAACAUAUUUGGCUCUCCACUGCACCUACAGAGCCAUUAACUCACUGGUACCAAGUAAGAUGUUUGCUUGAGACUCCUAUUUUUGCUAAACAGGGACAAGCUUUAACUGGUCGGGUACUGCUAUUGGCCAAUAAAAGACAAAGCUAUGACGUUACUAUGGACAUUAGUUUGGAGGGAACCAACAUUUCCUCUUCAAACACUUUGGACUUGAAAAAUCCAUACUUUAGAUAUACAGGUGCUCCAGCAGCUCCCCCUCCAGGGGUUAACACAACAUCUCCAAGUGAAACUUACUGGAACUCUAUUGAGUCAGCGGGUUCCCUAAGUAAUGGACAAGGAGUUAUUUUGACAGAUGGCACACAGCAGUUUUGCUCAACCCCAGAUCAAACCAUGGCCUAUGCAGCUCAUCCAAACAUGAUCAAAACAGUAAUGUUACAAGAGGAGUUCAUCAAGAGGAUUGGCAUAAGUCAAAACGGAGAUAUAUAA